CUUAAGAAUUACUUAGUAAUCUUAAAUUCCUCCUAUAAUGUCGAUUUAAGCUGAGGGAAUUAAGUUCUCGCAACUCCUUUUUCUUGUCCUGCCUUUUUAAAUGCGAAGUGAUCGCAUAUGCUUUAUACAUCUUUUCUGAUAUCUGUGUGCUGUCUUUUUAUGCAGUCAUCAUAGACAUUAGAGGCGAUGGCGGAGAAAGACGACGACUUGCCCAGAGAUGCCAGGGUUGUGAAGUCACUACUGAAAUCAAUGGGUGUUGAGGAGUAUGAACCUCGCGUUAUACACCAAUUCUUAGAGCUGUGGUACCGGUAUGUGGUUGACGUGUUAACAGAUGCACAAGUCUACUCGGAGCAUGCUGGCAAGGCUGCAAUUGACCCCGAUGAUGUUAAGCUUGCGGUCCAGUCAAAAGUUAAUUUCACCUUUUCACAACCUCCACCACGAGAGGUCUUACUGGAAUUGGCUAGAAACAGGAACAAGAUUCCAUUACCAAAGACAAUAUCAGGUCCCGGAAUUCCACUUCCUCCAGAACAGGACACGCUGAUCAGCCCAAAUUACCAACUUGCAAUCCCGAGGAGGCAAUCUGCUCAGGCAAUGGAAGAAGCAGAAGAAGAUGAAAGAAGUGAUGCCAAUCCAUCACAGGAGCAGAAAACAGAUGUGCCACAGAGUGCGCCACAGAGAGUUUCAUUUCCCCUUUCUAAACAUCCCAAAUGAAGGAUCUGUAUUCACAGGUAUGGCGUGACUGGGAAAAGAAUUGGAGAAACUGUCGGACUGUAUGCUGACAUGUGGUAGUUCAUACUGGAUCGUUUUAUGUAUAAGAAUAGCAUGCAGUACGUGGGCUGUCUGCCCGGAAGAUUGGUGCUUGUCAGGUACUGUUGUACCUGUAACGUUGCUUUCUUAGAAGCAAA
Rhodamnia argentea is the source of this 905-nucleotide messenger RNA. Its product is annotated as transcription initiation factor TFIID subunit 9. Gene Ontology annotation, molecular function: RNA polymerase II general transcription initiation factor activity; transcription coactivator activity; protein heterodimerization activity. The transcript is spliced from 2 exons. Gene Ontology annotation, cellular component: SAGA complex; transcription factor TFIID complex. The record is from RefSeq and is a predicted model, not a curated record. The coding region runs from base 187 to 711 and encodes 174 amino acids. Gene Ontology annotation, biological process: DNA-templated transcription initiation; RNA polymerase II preinitiation complex assembly. NCBI's taxonomy places the organism in Eukaryota, Viridiplantae, Streptophyta, Magnoliopsida, Myrtales, Myrtaceae.